Molecule: messenger RNA, 1423 nt
Organism: Grus americana (Whooping crane)
Lineage: Eukaryota; Metazoa; Chordata; Aves; Gruiformes; Gruidae
Product: carbonic anhydrase 15-like
Exons: 8
Coding region: 160-1140 (326 amino acids)
Cellular component (GO): plasma membrane
Molecular function (GO): carbonate dehydratase activity; zinc ion binding
Source: RefSeq, a predicted model, not a curated record
GGCUGGAGCGGAGGAUUUCUCCGGGCUGCCUGGGCGCUGGCAGUGCUGCCUCCCGCCUCAGCCCCGCCGCCUGCCCGGGCGCACUGCGGAGGAGGACGGGGCGUCACGGUGGGGCCGCCUGCCCACUCCUGCCUGCUCCUGCCCAUCCCUGCCACCGGCAUGGGCACGCAGGGGCUGGGGAUAACUUUUCUGACUUUGCCUCUCGUCGUCCGAGCAGCCGCGGGAGGGCAGUGGUGUUACGACUCGCAGGACCCCAAAUGCGGCCCCAGCCACUGGAAGGAGCUGAAAGCCACGUGCGGCGGCGACAAGCAGUCCCCCGUGAACAUCGACAGGCGCCGGCUGCAGCGGGACGGUGGCCUCGGGGACAUCCUCUUCGAGGGCUAUGACCAGGCCCCCCCCGGCAAGUGGAGGCUGGCAAACGAUGGGCACACGGUGGUGCUGAGCCUGGCGAGCGAGUCGGCCUCUGAGCACAUCACCAUCAGCGGCGGGGGCCUCCCUGGCAGGUACCGCGCGCUGCAGCUCCACUUCCACUGGGGCAGCCCAGCCGGGAACGGCUCCGAGCACACCCUCGACGGGCGCCAGCUCCCCAUGGAGCUGCACAUCGUCCACAUCAACGUCAAGUACCGGACGCUGGCAGAGGCCAAGGGGCAUCCCAACGGGCUGGCCGUCCUCAGCUUCUUCUUCCAGGUCUCCGAAACCCCUAACACCAACUACAACACCAUCGUGGCGGGGCUGAGGAACGUCUCCCAUGCUGGGGACUCGGUGGAUUUGGCCUCCACCUUCCGCCUGAGCACCCUGCUGCCGCGCACCGGCCGGCUCUCCGCGUACUACCGCUACCAGGGCUCCCUCACCACCCCUGACUGCAGCGAGGUCGUCGUCUGGACCGUCUUUGAGGAGCCGGUGGAGAUCGGCCGGGAGCAGCUGCAGGCGUUCGUCAGCACCCUCCACUUCCCGGCUGCCGGCCCCACGCUCCUAAAAAUGACCAACAACUUCCGCCCGCCACAGCCCCUCCGCAGCCGGAAGGUCUUCGCCUCCAGGGCAGCCACGGCCAGCGGCGGGUCCCCGUGCGGGGGCCACUGCCAGCUCCUCUCCCCCCUGCUCCUGCUGGCCCUGCUCGGCCCCUGCUCGCCAACCCCGUAGGGUCUGGCGCAGCCUUUCACCCAUCUCCACGUGAGCAUUGCCCCACUGCAAUGGCGAUGGGGAGGCAACACACCUGGUUCAUGGGUUAAUGGGGGAAAAAACCAACCGAACAAACAAAAAAAAGCAUGUCGAGGCCUUGGCUGGGUGAAGAUUUUGCAAACCUGGAUCUCUGCAGAGGUGAAUCUCUGCAAGCCCGGAGCCUCCCUGCGGUGCCCUGUAGCCAGGGGGUGGGAGGCUCCAGGAGGGGAUGCUGGAGGGGCUGGAAUAAAGCCGAGGUCCUCGC